Scophthalmus maximus (turbot) is the source of this 1578-nucleotide messenger RNA. RefSeq names its product RNA polymerase I subunit H (gene polr1h). The transcript has 6 exons. The record is from RefSeq and is a predicted model, not a curated record. Gene Ontology annotation, molecular function: DNA-directed RNA polymerase activity; nucleic acid binding; zinc ion binding. Bases 170 to 610 code for a protein of 146 amino acids. Gene Ontology annotation, biological process: termination of RNA polymerase I transcription; DNA-templated transcription. Lineage: Eukaryota; Metazoa; Chordata; Actinopteri; Pleuronectiformes; Scophthalmidae. Gene Ontology annotation, cellular component: RNA polymerase I complex.
AGAAGAAGAAGAAGAAGAAGAAGAAGAAGAAAAAGAAGAAUGCGUCAGUUAGGAGUUUAAGGACCCCGAUUCUGUUACCGUGCAGAAGAGCUUUUAGUAAUUUCUAAGACAGCUUUUUUUCGAGAACUGUGCUUUUAUUGUUGGUUUUCGACGUUUACACAUUUAAAAGAUGUCGUAUUUUGGUGGUGAUCCUAACUUCUGCCCAGAAUGUGGGAACAUUCUUCCUGUACCAGGAAUACAGGACACUGUCAGAUGCCCCCGCUGCGCCUUCUGCAUCCCUAUCACAGAUUUUUCCGGUCUGGAGAUCCACUCUACAGUCAUCUUUAACCCUGUGGAGCUGUCAUCAGUGGCUCUGGAGGACAAGGACUUUGACCUGAAGGGACCUGUUAUUGACAGGCGCUGCUCUCGUUGCAAUAAAGAGGGGAUGGUUUACCACACCAGACAGAUGAGAUCUGCAGAUGAAGGACAAACUGUCUUCUUCACCUGUACAAACUGCAGUGUUAUCCCCACUGGAAAGGACAUGAAGUUUGAGCUCAGCCACGAUCCAGUACAUCAGCCAACACCAGAGAUUGAGUUUCUCAGAGGACCCAGAGCAGAGAGACUGGGUUGAUAUGGGGCGACUCAGAGUUCACAGUUCCCCUAACCAUGUGUCAAGGAGGGCCCACAGCCUACAUCAAGGAAUGUUACAUUCUGUAGCAGGAGAGGAGGAAUCAUUCAGUUAAAUCCACAUCUGUCAUCCUCCAGCCAUGUUGAUAAGAGGAAACACCGAGCAUUGUUCCUCUGUGGCACAUGACUGCAAAGGAUUACGAGUCUUCUUUAGAGAAAGCUUGAUAAGUGAAUCUCUGGGCGUUGUUGUCUGGAUUUCCGUUAUUAGCCAUGAUGUCGUCUGUAUGAAAUCAACAUUGUUUUAAGAGAAAAAUGUUUUAUUCGCAAUGUCAUUGAGAAAUACUACAUUACCCACAAUCCUAAAGUGUAACAUCAACGUCUCUGGAGGAGAUCGCUGUUACCAUGGAAACGCUUACUUCACCCGCGAACUUUAUGUCGGCUAGUUAUGCUUUGUUCCAGUGUACUCGGAGCUCGGGCUUUGGGCUUUGUCGUUCCAUUAUACCUCAGAACUCGAAAUCAUAGACCUUCGAGUCUCAGGUUCCAACUUCAACACCAACCCCGGACACAGAGCUCCGAGAUGUAACUCUGGUGCACUUCUGGAACCGGAGCCUUGGAAAAAGUGGGCGGUCACUCACUGUUGCACACUAUUACUGAGCUCCUGUUUUCUUUUGCCUCAACACUAUUUUGUUCAUGUAUGAUAAAAUAGUGGCCGCACAACGACAAUUACUUUAGAAAUCCCAGACACGUGUGCUUUGGGCUCACUUUACCGUCUGCUGCACUUGAGCUCCUUUAAUCCAAAAACAUUGACCCAAACCGUUAUACAGAAUGUCAAACACAGAAUGACAUUAAAACUAGUUUAGCAAACUUUAUUGACACUAGGAAGGAUUUUUCACUAUGAAUCUAUACAGAACUGAUGUCACAGCAGUGAAUCCUUCAGUUCAAACUUCCAAACAUUAGAACAAGUUUACUGAA